UAAGAAUGCCACGUGUGUGGGGUUAGUAUAAUUCCCGUGUUGAGUCGUUUCUAUUGUUAGCGACUGGCGAGAGAGACGCCAUUGUCCCCGGCAUUGUCGCCGGAAGUUUCUGUCUCCUUUCUUUUCUUCUUUUUUAGUUUCUCAACCGUAAAAUUCUCUUCGAUUUCUCUUCUUCCCUCUCCCUCUCGACCUCUCUCUCUCCAGAAUCGUCACUCUUCAUCCUCCGUUUUUUUUACGGCGUUUUCAGGAUUCUUUUUGAAAGUUUUGGCGCGUGGUUUAUGUAGAUUGUAUCUUAUCGGAUCGAUUUUUUGCUGUUUCGAAGCUUAGUUUUUGAAAAUUUUGUGCAAAAUAUGGGAUACCUGGACUUGGCGUUGCGAUACACAAGCCAGAUGCGGAUUGCUGACACCCCGGCAAGCGGAGGGGGUCUCAGCCAGAAUGGAAAAUUCAGUUAUGGAUAUGCAAGUUCUGCUGGGAAGAGAUCAUCAAUGGAAGACUUUUACGAGACAAGGAUCGAUGGAGUUGACGGAAAAAUUGUUGGACUAUUUGGAGUUUUUGAUGGUCAUGGCGGAGCUAGAGCAGCUGAAUACGUGAAGCAAAAUCUUUUCAGUAAUCUGAUUAGCCAUCCAAAGUUUAUAUCUGACACCAAAUCGGCUAUAGCGGAUGCAUACAACCACACAGACUCAGAACUUCUGAAGUCAGAAAAUACUCAAAGUAGAGAUGCUGGUUCAACUGCAUCCACAGCCAUACUUGUUGGUGAUCGUUUACUCGUUGCAAAUGUUGGGGACUCCAGAGCUGUUAUCUGCAGGGGCGGCAACGCCAUUGCUGUGUCAAGGGACCACAAACCUGACCAAACUGAUGAGCGUGAACGAAUUGAGAAUGCUGGUGGGUUUGUAAUGUGGGCAGGAACUUGGAGAGUUGGUGGUGUUCUUGCAGUUUCUCGUGCUUUUGGUGAUCGGCUACUGAAGCAGUAUGUUGUGGCUGAUCCAGAAAUUAAGGAAGAGAAGAUUGAUAGUUCUCUUGAGUUUCUGAUCCUUGCAAGUGACGGGCUGUGGGAUGUGGUGUCUAAUGAGGAAGCAGUCUCGAUGGUGAAACAGAUUGAAGAUUCUGAGGAGGCUGCGAAGAAGCUGGUGACAGAAGCAAUACAAAGAGGAAGUGCAGAUAACAUCACGUGUGUUGUCGUCCGUUUCCUCGAGAGUAAAACGGCGAACAACCCAACUUAUAGUGCCUCCUCAAGUCACAACAGCUCAGCCACUGAAGCCGAUCAAGGGAAGAUCGCAGUUCUCAGUAAUUCAAACUUCAGUAACUCAGCCAAGGAAACUAAACAAGGGCAGAUCCCAGUUCGCAGCGAUUCAACCCGCACAAUCUCAGCCAAAGAAGGUAAUAGUGCAAUUGACAGCGACUCAAACCACAGCAACUCGGCCAAAGAAACUAAUCAAGGGCAGAUCGCAGUUAGCAGCGAUUCAAACCGUACAAUCACAGCCAAAGAAGGUAAUAAUCAAGGGCAGAUCACAAUUCACAGUGAUUCAGACCGCGUAAUCUCGGCCAAAGAAGGUAAUAAUCAAGGGAAGAUUGCAGUUCUCAGCGAUUCAAACCGCAGCAACUCAGCCAAGGAAACUAAACAAGGGCAGAUCGCAAACCACAGCGAUUCAGACCGCGUAAUCUCAGCCAAAGAAGGUAAUAAUCAUGGAAAUAUCGCAGUUCUCAGCGACUCAAACCGCAGUAACUCAGCCAAGGAAACUAAACAAGGGCAGAUCGCAGUUAGCAGCGAUUCAAACCGUACAAUCACAGCCAAAGAAGGUAAUAAAAAUAAAGGGCAGAUCGCAAUUCACAGCGAUUCAGACGGCAGAAUCUCAGGUAAAGAUGCCAAUAGUGGGCAGAACGCAGUUCAGAACGUUUCAAACCGCAGCAAUGUGGCCAAGGGAGGGAGGAAUUUAGUUUUUGGCGAAUCCACGAGCGCUACUAACCCGAAGCUGGUCGAAGCUGCGACCAACGCAGCGAAUCAAAAGGCGAUCACAGAUCACAGCGAUUCGGAACGCAGGAACACAACCAUCUCCACUAAUUAAAGAGGCUUCGAGGCCCUUUCGGAAAGACAGGUCCAGAUAGUUUGAUAUAUUACCCAGUUUGACUGAAAGAAGCAUCAGAAUCAUAUAAUGGUUUUGAUAUUUCCAUUCGUUUUGUUUACUUGUGAUGAACAUAGUGUUAAAAGUAUUUGUCUUUGUUUUAUUUUGGUUUUCAUUCAUGUAAAUCAUUUUUUUUUUCCUUUUACUUAAUCAUGUAUAUGUUGGAUCCUCCUUUCGCUAUGACUGUUGAAAACAAAAAAUGUCAUGGCGGUUUUUUCUCUCUUG
This is a messenger RNA of Tarenaya hassleriana, 2345 nucleotides long. RefSeq names its product probable protein phosphatase 2C 69. Gene Ontology annotation, molecular function: protein serine/threonine phosphatase activity; cation binding. The transcript has 9 exons. The record is from RefSeq and is a predicted model, not a curated record. Lineage: Eukaryota; Viridiplantae; Streptophyta; Magnoliopsida; Brassicales; Cleomaceae. Bases 351 to 2063 code for a protein of 570 amino acids. Gene Ontology annotation, cellular component: nucleus; cytosol. Gene Ontology annotation, biological process: protein dephosphorylation.